UCUCCAUACACCCCAGACAUUACAGCACAGGCAGUCUCUGUGCUAUCAUCCCACACUCCUUAAUCCCUGCCCUGGGGUUGGCAGCACAAUCUCUUCGGAACCUGGAGUGCAAGUCAUUUUUUUUAUUCUAAAAUAAAGACAGACAAGUAAGAAGAGAGAAGUUGGGUCUCACCUUGUCCUUAACUCCUCCUGUCCAGAUACUCAUAUUUGGUACUGCUAUUUCUUUUCAGUAAUGACCUAGAAUUUGGAGAUUCUACAUUCCUAUCAAUUAUUCUCUUCUUGUUGAGCUCUACUGAAUGCCCUACAAUGAUGUUCCAAGUAGUUUGUGGAUCUGUUUCGCAGUGACGGAAUUGGGAGACAGUUUGUCUGGAGGGACUUGAAAUAAAUAUCUACUGAGGUUUUACUUUCUGGCUUGAAUCCUGGAUUGAAAUACUGCAACGUGGAUCAACGUAGAGCUAGAACAGGAUAAGCCUUAAAAGUCUCCAGCAAGAAUAUUGAUACUCAAUAUAAGACUAAGGUGGCAGCUGGAAAUUUUCUUGCCAGUAUGACCGAGAUUUGACUGCAUUUAGUUGAGAGUGUAAUAAGAUCCAUACUGCUGCCCCAAGAUGGCUACACUUUCUGAAUUUGUUACCGAGCCCAUUGGCAUGAUGUCUCAGACUUCUUCAGUGAGCGAGCACCAAUGCUACUACAAUGAAACUAUAACUUUUUUCUAUAACCGAAGUGGAAAACCUCUUGCCACAGAAUGGCACACUGUCAACAAGCUAGUGAUGGGACUUGGCAUCACUGUAUGUAUAUUCAUUAUGUUAGCCAACUUACUGGUUAUGGUGGCUAUUUAUGUAAAUCGACGUUUCCAUUUUCCUAUUUAUUACUUGAUGGCAAACUUGGCUGCUGCAGACUUUUUUGCAGGACUAGCUUACUUUUAUCUAAUGUUUAACACGGGUCCUAACACUAGAAGAUUGACUGUAAGCACAUGGCUUCUCCGACAGGGUCUGAUUGACACUAGCUUGACUGCUUCUGUAGCCAAUUUGCUUGCCAUCGCCAUUGAAAGGCACAUUACAGUAUUCAGAAUGCAGCUGCACACACGAAUGAGCAACAGAAGAGUGGUCGUGGUUAUAGUGGUUAUCUGGACUAUGGCUAUUGUGAUGGGGGCAAUACCAAGCGUUGGAUGGAAUUGUAUCUGCGACCUUGAGCACUGUUCCAACAUGGCUCCACUUUACAGUGAUUCUUACUUGGUCUUCUGGGCUAUUUUCAACUUGGUCACUUUCGUGGUUAUGGUAGUUCUCUACGCACAUAUAUUUGUAUAUGUCAGGCAAAGGACUAUGAGGAUGUCAAGGCACAGUUCUGGUCCCAGGAGAAACCGUGAUACUAUGAUGAGUCUUCUGAAAACCGUUGUCAUUGUUUUAGGAGCCUUUAUCAUUUGUUGGACUCCGGGGCUGGUUCUGUUAUUACUUGACGUGUGUUGUCCACAAUGUAAUAUUCUGGACUACGAGAAGUUUUUCCUACUACUAGCUGAAUUCAACUCUGCUAUGAAUCCUAUCAUAUACUCCUACCGAGACAAGGAAAUGAGUGCCACAUUCAAGCAGAUCCUGUGCUGCCAGAGAACGGAAAACACAAAUGGUCCCCAAGAGGGAUCUGACCGUUCCGCAUCCUCGCUUAACCAUACCAUUUUGGCUGGUGUGCACAGCAACGACCAUUCUGUUGUGUGAACUGGGACAAAGCAGGUCAUGUGCCAGGAACAUGUAGGCCGUAUUGGAGUCUGUGCCUCACUGCUGAAUGCUGCAGAGCCAGCAUAAGGACAGGAACACCUUUUAUUACUAUUCCUGAACUCAACAGGCUAACUCAGAACUAGAGAAAAUGUCAACUAUAACAAAUGAAUGUCUAAUGCUACACAAUAGCGGCUCAGCCACAUAGAACAUGUUUAUGAACUUACCACAUUUAAAACUGCCAUGUCUGUAGAAAAAUAGUUCAUUACAAAACAAAUAAUAAAAAAAAAAAAACAGUAUAAUCCAUGAAAUAAAACCAUCAGCAUGCCUGUGAUGGACACUGUUUUGGAGUGGUUUUGUUAACAUUUGUAUAGCUGCACUGCCUUAAAAGAAAAAAAAAGAAGAAAAUAGAUAUUUUUCUAAUAUAAACAAAAGCAUUGUGCUAGUUUUUGUGUGUAGUAUUUCUCUGUUUAUAUGAUGUUUUAUUUUAUAAAUAUAUAAUUUUGUUAUUUUAUUUUGUAGAUGAGGCAUUUGUAAGAAUUUAUAGAAAUGCACAAAGCCUGUCAUAACCUCUAGACAAAUAAAUAGGAUUCCAAGUAGUCGAGAGAACAUUUGUAAUGUGAACUGAUGUGAUCGUAGGGGCUGUGGAACAAUGAUUCCAAAUUAGGUAGGGAUGAUAUUUAUCAGUUUUUAGGUUUGUAAUGGUUUUUGAGGGACCAUACUACAUGGCUACCUGAUGAGUUAAAAAGGGCAAGAUAACUUAGAUCCUUCCCUUUGUAGUGCCAAACGUUUUGGCAUAGUGUAAGUAUUUUCUUGACGAAUAUAUGGAUUGUGCCUG
This is a messenger RNA of Hyla sarda, 2541 nucleotides long. It is a transcript of the gene LPAR1, whose product is annotated as lysophosphatidic acid receptor 1. Gene Ontology annotation, cellular component: membrane. Bases 606 to 1706 code for a protein of 366 amino acids. Gene Ontology annotation, biological process: neurogenesis; phospholipase C-activating G protein-coupled receptor signaling pathway. Gene Ontology annotation, molecular function: lysophosphatidic acid receptor activity. The transcript has 5 exons. NCBI's taxonomy places the organism in Eukaryota, Metazoa, Chordata, Amphibia, Anura, Hylidae. The record is from RefSeq and is a predicted model, not a curated record.